UUCAAUCUGGAUUCUCAAUCUCCGUUUUCACUCUCCUUCCUCUCCCUCGUUUAAAUAAAAACCAAACACAAAAGAAAACACUUUAAAAAAAAAAAAAAAAAAACAUUGUCAGUACUUUGUUGUUUGUGAACCUUGUACUUCUAGUCUUUGACUCUUUUUCAUCGAAAUCCCAACCAGAUUUUUCACACUCUCUCCUACACAGAUUCUCUUGAAUAUAGAGAAAUGACCAAGUUCAAGACGAUAAAGAAGAAAAUGUGGAUGUUCUCCUCUUGUUGAUCUUGUCUUUCCCAAAACUCCCCUUACAAACCAAAAACAUUUUUUUUGUCUUUUUGCGUAAUGGAAGGUAUGAACACGGCUUACAAACCUGGAAGAACAGUCACAGUCUCCGCCAAAAUCACCAUUUUCAUUCUCAGCGACAAAUCGGCUUCUCAGAGAUCCAAGCUCUCCUUCUGGUUCGCCCCCACCACACGCCCGCCCGGUCCGUAAUCGCCGGAAAUCGAAUCGUCAAAGUUUUAGGUCAAUAAAAAUCGAAAAAUAAAGAAAAAGGAUCUCUCUUUUAGUUGAUUCAAUCAAACCCAAUUUUCGAAAAAAAGGAAUGGAUUCUUACUCUUUUAGUGGAUCGGGUCGGUCGGGUUUGUUCGACCCGUUUUCGUCGAGUAGUUCGGGAGGAGGGUUUGUCGUCAAUGGUGGUCCGACGGGGAUUUCGCAGUCUCUGGUUUUGGACGGUAAGAAAGGGGAGCUUGUGAAGGCGCCUGCGAGGGUGGGCAAAAAGGGAAUUUCGGAGGCGAAGGCUUUGGCAGCUCUCAAGAACCACAGCGAGGCUGAGAGGAGGAGGAGAGAGAGAAUCAAUGCCCAUCUCUCUACACUUCGUGGUCUUGUGCCCUGCAACGGAAAGAUGGACAAAGCGACAUUACUAGCUGAAGUUAUACUCCAAGUGAAAGAACUGAAGAAGAAUGCCGCAGAAGCAAGCAAAGGAUUGCUCAUACCAAUGGACGCUGACCAAGUGCACGUGGAACCAUACAACAACAACAGGGCGGUCGGAGACAGAACUCCGGCUUUCAAGGCCUCUCUCUGCUGCGGUUACCGGCCAGAGCUUCUGUCAGACAUAAGACAAGCCCUGGAUGCACUUCCAGUGAAGAUGGUCAGGACUGAAAUAUCAACCUUGGGAGAAAGGCUGAAAAUCUUAUUUGUUUUCACCUAUUGCAAAGACAAGAAUAGUGAUGAUGCCGAGACAUGUCGAAAUAUCGCAAUUUCUGUGCAGGAGAUCCUGAGUUCUAUCCUGGAUAAGGCUUCAGCGUUGGCAGAAUACUCGCCGAGAACAAUGCUUCCCGGUAAAAAACGGCGAUUCUCUUACUUUGAUUCCUCAAGCUCAUCCUCUUGAUUUGAUGUUGGUGUUGAUGGUGGUGGUGAAAAUGUGACAAUGUGUACAAGUUGUAUUUGUAUUCUAUACAAAGGGCAUUAUGGUAUACACCAUAGACCAUACAUAAAUCUACAUAAGUAACACAUAGGUUGUAUUAUAAAGUCACUUCUUCAAAGUUAAAGCUGCUUGUGUAUGUUGUGUGCCGUUUUGAGAGAAAACUUUGGUGUUCUUAGGAUUGUAUUUUGUUAUGCCGAACCAAUAAAUUUGUUUUAAUGACCUAGUAAUCAGCUGCAAAU
This is a messenger RNA of Morus notabilis, 1656 nucleotides long. RefSeq names its product putative transcription factor bHLH107. Bases 596 to 1381 code for a protein of 261 amino acids. The transcript has 2 exons. The record is from RefSeq and is a predicted model, not a curated record. Lineage: Eukaryota; Viridiplantae; Streptophyta; Magnoliopsida; Rosales; Moraceae. Gene Ontology annotation, biological process: regulation of DNA-templated transcription. Gene Ontology annotation, molecular function: protein dimerization activity; DNA-binding transcription factor activity.